Molecule: messenger RNA, 261 nt
Organism: Ilex paraguariensis (yerba mate)
Lineage: Eukaryota; Viridiplantae; Streptophyta; Magnoliopsida; Aquifoliales; Aquifoliaceae
Source: the annotation of a GenBank genome assembly
AUGGGCAAUAAAUAUGGCAAAGAAGCAAUUGAUGGACUAAUCAAGUCUCAUGAAUUUAAUCUGGAAGCAAAUGAGAGUAAGUGCAGAACCUGUGUAUUGAAAGCUGCAAGAAUUUUGAGGGCAAAGCAUGGAAGGAAGAGUGUUGCCGAGAAGGAACUAGAAGGGCUUGAGGAGCUGCAAAUUUCCAAGACUGCUUCAAGUAGGAGUUUGGUUUGCCCCAGCAACCAUUUCAGCAAAUUUACUUGCUGCAGCUAUGAAUAA